AGCCCGAAGCCUCUCCUGCUGUCAACUUCAACGUGAAAGGACUGGGUGCGGCAGGUGUAGGGGUUCUUUAUUGUACCAUGACCAGCAAGAAAUCUACGAAAAUCGAUAUAUCGCAUCCCGACGAGGCCAACUGCACCAUCGUCGGAGUCCUGGAACAAGUAGAACCUGAUCAACCUAGUCAUGGCCGGAAGAUUGCUCUUAUCUUACAUGGAACAAUGGGACACAAGGAUUACCUCUUUCAAAAGCGACUCGCGCUUCGUUUACCAAUAGAUUCAUUUAGAUUUGAUUUUCGGGGGAACCACGAAAGUGGUGGGAAGUGGAAACAAGGUGGUUUUGCAGAAGAUGUUCAAGACCUUGUGGCCGUCGUCGCUUACCUCCGCAAUGAAUAUGGAUAUGAAGUCGACAUGGUUGUAGGCCACUCGCGUGGUUCUGUCGUUGGUAUGCAUUGGUUGUGUACUUCUGAAGAAGGAAAGCGCGUUAGCACUUUUGUCAACGCUUCGGGGCGAUACAGAAUGCAUCGGAUAUACGAUGGUACUGAGAAAUGGAAGGAUGAAUUUGAUUCCAAGGGAUACCAUGAAUGGAAAGUGACCGUCGCACGAAAGCCCGUUAUACAGAGGAUAUAUCCCGAAGAUCUAGAGGAGUUUUCUCGGUGGGAUUCAUCAAUAGUAUGGGACUGGUUUCCUAGCUCCAUUGAUGUUUUGACCAUCCAUGGUCUCGCUGAUAAGACGGUACCACCUUUUGAUGCGAUAAUUUAUGCACGCGCAUUUGGGCAGCGGAACCCAGGAACCCAUAACCUCCAUUUGAUAGAGGAAGCUGAUCACAAUUUUACUGGCUGCCAAGAUGAGGUCGCAAGCUGCAUACUGGAGUGGCUGGAAACCCGAAAACACGGUCUAAAGACAGGAGUGUGGAUGACUGGGAUUAGAGGGAAACUGUGAAAGUGGUUUACCCGCAUCUCUUACUCACCCGUGGCCACGUCGUGUUAUGUAUGCUGGUUUAUUGGCUGUUGGCUUUGACAAUCUUCGACGAUCGCAUCGCGUUGUAUCGCUUUUGUCAUGCGGUAGUUGUUACUAAAAAAAAAAAAAAAACAGUCCG
Serpula lacrymans var. lacrymans S7.9 is the source of this 1092-nucleotide messenger RNA. RefSeq lists its product as uncharacterized. Bases 78 to 935 code for a protein of 285 amino acids. The transcript has 9 exons. The record is from RefSeq and is a predicted model, not a curated record. NCBI's taxonomy places the organism in Eukaryota, Fungi, Basidiomycota, Agaricomycetes, Boletales, Serpulaceae.